GGGUCAUACACGUAAAUUUGCAUAAAUCAUUGAAAAGAAUAUUGGGAGUGAUUGUCGUAAACCGGAAUACUCAUUUGGCCUGCGGUGACAGUAAUUAUUUUGACUCCACCGUCAAAGACAAAGACCGCACUCAUUCUCUCUCGUUGGUCGAGUCAAACACAUUUAAAACUGUUCCUUCGUUUCACGCUCUUCUCGUGUUCUGCUUCGGUUACAACUUCUCUUCUAUCCAAUACUUCCAAAUCUCCACUUCACAAUAAGAACCCAUUAUUGAUUUCUCUACAAGUUAUACAUUACAAGAAAAAAGAUGGGAAACUGUCAAGCAGUGGAUACAGCGAGAGUGGUGAUACAACACCCAAAUGGGAAAGAAGAAAAGUUAAGUUGUCCAGUUUCUGCAAGUUAUGUGAUGAAGAUGAAUCCUGGCCACUGUGUUUCUCUCCUCAUCUCUACCACCGCUCUCUCGUCAGCAUCUUCCGGUCAUGGAGGGCCUCUUAGGCUCACGAGGAUCAAGCUCCUUCGUCCCACGGAUACGCUUGUUCUCGGCCACGUCUAUAGACUCAUUACCACCAAAGAGGUUAUGAAGGGUUUAAUGGCCAAAAAAUGUUCGAAGUUGAAGAAAGAAAGUAAAGGCUCGGAUGAUAAGCUAGAGAUGGUGAAAGCAAUAAACUCUACUAAGCUUGACAAUGAAGAUCAGCUGCAAAUGAAGAAACAGGAGAAAGAAAGGUCAAGAAUCUCAAGAUCAUGGCAGCCAUCAUUACAAAGCAUAUCGGAAGGAGGAUCAAGCUGAGCAAAUUCUAAAACUUUGGGGAAUAUUAAAGAGAAGCUUCAGAAUUUAAGGAUAUAGUUUGGAAAAUAUGAAGGCAUGUGAGUGGCUAAUGACAAAAGCUGGUCCUUUGGAGUAUGUGAUAUUAAAGUGAAAAAAUUCGAAAGCAAUCAUUCAGUUUUUUUUGACUGAAGAAGACUCAUUACUUCUUCUAGUAGAAUAAUACAAAAAUUAUCAAAAGUUAGCGUUACAAACGUAACCGAAAGCAUCGAGCGUGCUUGAAGCUGAUCAUGUAUUAGAUAAUUGAUCCAAUGUACUCCAAAGGAGUAUUAUUAAAACAUCUAAAAAUUAAAAGAGAAACGAAAAAAGUAUGUACAAUUAACGAGGAUUUGAACGGCGGAAAAUUUUUGUCGCUAAUCCCUCGCUUAUAUACAACAGAUUUUGAAGAUAGACAUAUCAUAUCAUUGCAGUCUUAUGUCCGUUGCAAAAUUGUGAUGACUAAAAAUUGGUAACCAAUGUUAUAGUCUCUUUUAUUUC
Messenger RNA from Arabidopsis thaliana (thale cress), 1297 nucleotides. RefSeq names its product D-ribose-binding periplasmic protein. Lineage: Eukaryota; Viridiplantae; Streptophyta; Magnoliopsida; Brassicales; Brassicaceae. The record is from RefSeq and is marked reviewed. The transcript has 3 exons. The coding region runs from base 305 to 784 and encodes 159 amino acids.